This is a messenger RNA of Lachancea dasiensis, 180 nucleotides long. The record is from the annotation of a GenBank genome assembly. NCBI's taxonomy places the organism in Eukaryota, Fungi, Ascomycota, Saccharomycetes, Saccharomycetales, Saccharomycetaceae.
AUGCCUUGCUCGUCAAACAAUACUGCCUGCAAUCCUGGCAAAGAAUCUGGCCCACGGUCGGCUGCCGGGAAUUUACCGUCCACGCAGGCCCCGAGCUCUUGCUGCGGCAAGGGCUCGUCGAGCAGGUGUAAAUGUGGUACGAAGUGCAGCUGUGAAGGCUGUAAUACAACCAAGCUGUGA